Molecule: messenger RNA, 4204 nt
Organism: Mobula hypostoma (lesser devil ray)
Lineage: Eukaryota; Metazoa; Chordata; Chondrichthyes; Myliobatiformes; Myliobatidae
Product: E3 ubiquitin-protein ligase MARCHF3-like
Exons: 5
Coding region: 331-1092 (253 amino acids)
Biological process (GO): protein ubiquitination
Molecular function (GO): zinc ion binding; ubiquitin-protein transferase activity
Source: RefSeq, a predicted model, not a curated record
CGGUUUUGAGUGAUUUACCCGAGUCCAGCUGCUGCAUUUAUUGAGGGCUGUGUGACAGGAACACUGGAAGUUGGGAUUAGAAAAUCCUGGUGGAUGGAAACUUGGUUGUCAUGGUUCAAAAAUAGAAUUCGGCGUGUGUCACGAUGAAGGGGUAAUGAUGGUAGUGAUCUUGAACUUCUUCCUGUGUGUGUCGGGCCGUGAACUUUACGAGCCGUGCGUUUACGAAGAGGGAUGCUCCCCGUCCUUCAAAAGGACACAGUGAAAAGAACCCAAAUCUCAUGGAAAUAUGAAUGCUUUUCACACUAUCUGAGGGAUUAAUUACCUGUUACCAUGACAACCAACCAUCAUACUCAUCUGCCUGAUGUCCUUCCAGACUGCACUGGCUUAGUUCCUUUGGUAAAAACGGUGGAUGAUUCUGCUGCUGCAGUGAAUGGGCAACCACAGUACGUGAUGCAGGUUUCGGCGAAAGACAGGCAGCUGCUGUCAGCAACUGUGGUCAAAACGCUAAAUACACACGGUGCAUUCAAUGACCGGCCUAUGUGUAGGAUCUGUCAUGAAGGCAGCAAUCAGGAAGAUCUACUCUCUCCUUGUGAGUGUACUGGGACCCUAGGAACUAUUCAUCGGAGUUGCUUAGAAUACUGGCUUUCUUCUUCAAACACCAAUUACUGUGAACUCUGCCACUUCAAGUUUUCAGUAGAACAAAAACCUCGACCAUUAAUAGAGUGGUUGAGAAAUCCAGGCCCACAACACGAAAAGCGGACCUUGUUCGGAGACAUGGUGUGCUUUCUGUUUAUAACUCCUCUGGCCACAAUCUCAGGCUGGUUGUGUUUACGAGGUGCAGUUGACCACCUACACUUCAGCAGCCGCUUAGAAGCAAUUGGACUCAUUGCCUUAACUGUUGCACUCUUUACUAUUUAUCUCUUUUGGACACUAGUUUCAUUCCGUUACCACUGCCGGUUGUAUAAUGAGUGGCGUCGAACUAAUCAAAGAGUAAUGUUGCUUAUCCCAAAGACAUCCGAUGCAUCGUCUACUCAACAAUUGCUUCUUGGUCGGCACCCGGUGAAAAGGAACUCAAAAGAGACAAUUGUGUAACCUUAGCCAAUUUCACAGUUCUGGAUUUAAAACUGAGCUUUUAACCAUAUAGUCAUUUAGUAUGUAACCUUUCUUCAGAAUAUAGCCGAACUUCCGUGUUUUAUCAUUUAUCAUUGUACAUAUGAAAGAUAAUUUUGUUCAUGUGAAGUGGAACACAAGUGCAACAAUUACUAGGCCAAAUCACAUAAUUGCAGUUAUUUUACAGGUAUAGACAGCCAUGCAUUAGGCUUGUGCUAUGGAAGCAUUUCUGUGCUGGGGGAUGUUAUUUCAUAUUUCUGAAACACACCAGUUCUUGAGCACCCUCAGCCUCAACUAAGUUUUAAUAAUGGGUAGCCAUUUAAUACUAAAAUGAGAAAAUUAAGCCAUAUAACCAUAUAACAAUUGCAGCGCGGAAACAGGCCAUCUCGGCCCUUCUAGUCCAUGCCGAACUCUUACUCUCACCUAGUCCCACCGACCUGCACUCAGCCCAUAACCCUCCAUUCCUUUCCUGUCCAUAUAGCUAUCCAAUUUAACUUUAAACAACAACAUCAAACCUGCCUCAACCAGUGUUGGCAAAUCUGAAAUUCUUUUCUCUCAAGGGUUGUCGAGGCUGUUAUUUUCAUUUAAAAUAGCUGUCAAUAUCUUUCUGAAUGUUAAGGGAAUUGAGUGACAUGGAUCCAGUGCAAGAAAAUGCUAUUAAGGUAAAUGAUCAGCCACAAUCUUCAUGAUUCUUCGAUUGCAGGGGGGGGGGGAUCCCUCCUUACUACCUCCCCCCCCCACCCCCAAACUGAGACCAGCUGUUGUAACUUCACAGGUGACCUUCACACCCAGCCCAGUACUUAGCCAUGCAUAAUGCAUAGUGUACUGCCGUUGUGCAGCUCCGAAGCCAUGGUCUCACACUACAGAACUUAAACUGUGGGCCCACAACCAAAACGUUCACUGCCGUAUUGCACAGUGAUGAUUUAAUGCUGAAACUUUUUAAUAACUUAUGAAAUACAGGUGACUUACCAAAAAAAAAGUGUAAUCUUUGUCACAACUGUGAACAUAAAUUUCACCAAGAAUGAAUUGGUGGUAAAUAUUAAAUAUUUAUUUGCUACAUGAAAACGAAUGUUCUUAAUUGGAUUCUUUUUAUCCUCAUUGAUCUUUAUACUUGAUGUUGCUGUGAAUUUGAUGUCAUAUUCCAGAAGUUGUAACUUUACUCUAAUUUUUUUCUAUAAAAGAUUUGGAAAUGUCUUCUGAACAUAGAAUCUUGCUGUCCAUAAUUUAUCACCUGAUCAGGUGACAAAUUUAAAUUGAGUAAAAUUGUUUAAACGUGUUGUUCACAGUAUCACCAUGAAUUAGACAUUUAAGUAAUUUCUUUAACCCUUACCUUCAGUUAGCAACUCCAUUCCCUUUUAGUUUGCUUACUAAAUGUUUAGCUGAUGUAACAUUUUUAAUGUGGGAAAUUUAUUUUAUAUUCAUACACACCAAUGGUGAAGAUCUGAGAACUGAUGUUCCUAACUAGAUCAAAAUUUUUGAUAAACCUUGUGUUGGUUCCUAUUAUAUGUGUAAUUAUAGUGAAAUGCAAGUUUUUUUUUAGUAUUUAUUCUACUACUAGAAAUUAAACCAAAUGUAUUUGGUUUAGCAUAAGCUACCCUGUUAUGCCUUUGUGCUUAUACAUCAUUCAUUAUUUUAUCCAUGUAACUGAUUUAGUGUUCAGUUUUUUCCCCACUAGAGGUAUAUCAUUUUCAAAAGAGCAUAAUAGCCUGAACUGAAAACAGAUUUUCAUAAUUUAAGAUAAAAAUUGGAAGAUAUUGGUACUCAAUUUCCAAAUUUGUGAACUUCACAAUCACUUUUUGAAAUGAUGAAUUGUCCGUAAUCAAAGUAAUAAAAAGGUGGAACAAACAUUCAGGACAAGUAGUUCAGAUACAUUGAUUUCACAUUAUAUCUAAUUAAUUAUUCACCUGCAAGUAGCUAAUUUGAUACCUACCUAAUACAGAGAUUAAAAGUUAAAUUUGCAAAACAAGGGUUAAUAGUAAGAAGGAAAGGAGUUAAGUUCCCUUGUAAGUACAAGUGUUGACUCUCUCAACACUGAACUACUACCUCCAGGAAAGUAUGUGUAAAAAAAGUGAUACUACUAAAUCAGGUAAGAGUUUAAUAAUAUUUCCACUUUAAUAUUUUAAAGAAAACACUGUUUUUGGGUGCUAAGGCAGAUGAGGUGAAGAGGAAGAACAGAAUUUUCAUGGUAAUUUUCCAAAAGUGUGGAUCAAACAUAUGGUCACAACUUAAGUACCUGUAUACCUUGAAUGAAGUUGCUGUGGAGAAAAAUAGUUUUGUGCAAGUAUUUUCUCCUUCCUUAUGGUUUACUUGUACUUGUAAUAUCAUAUCUUUUUAUUAACCAGAAAUUAAAAUUAAGUAUAAUUUGUAUUAAUCAUUAAUAGUCAUCAGAAAACAGGAAGCAAUUUAUUGUUUGAAACAAUAUUUGUUGGACCAUUGAAUGAGAAGAUCAUGAGAUAUUAUAAUAUUUACAAAAUAAAGAGCAUGAGGAAUUGUUUACUCUUGCUCAUUUUGAUGAACUGUAUCAGCCCUGAAAUAUUAACUGUCUCUUUCCACAAGUGUUUCCAGUAUUGUUUUUGCUCUCAUGUUUAACCCUUUUGUUUUCUUUUAAAUGAUAUUGCCCCAUCCAUGCCAGUAUUAUCACACAGCCAUUGGCCUCGUGAUAAGGUGUUGGAAGUUUCCUGCACAACUUCUGGAAGUUCAAAUCCACUGUGUCUAUUAGUACCUUUUCAUCUAUCACCUUAUUGAAUCCUCAAAAAAAAACUAAGAUAUUUGUCAAGAUUUCCUUUUCGUAAGACCAUGUUGACUAAGAUUGACUGCCUUAAUUAUCUAAAUGUCUCCUUGUUUAGUUUCUUAACACAGAUUCCAGCAUUUUCCCAAUGAUAUGUUUGACUUACAGUUCUAAAUACAAGUUUUCCAACAAAUACCCAGACUUAAAGGUGGCCCAGAAUUUAAAAAUUCAGUCACGUUAAUUUAUUCUUUUAAUGUUAAACCUUCAGUUGGAGGAAUCAAAUGCAAUUUAAAUCCUGAAGUCAAUUGCUGCAAAAUUUGCAUAUGAAAUAAAUUGCAAUGAGUAUCUUUAUACGAAAUGCAUUUU